AUGCAGGAGUUAUCCACUAGUUUAACUAGCAAGCUAAUAUUGCUAGUGUCCACAUUCUCGGUGUUACUGCUCGCUAACGUGACAGUUGCUACCCCGAACGUCACUUCCUGCCGCUGUCUCCCACAAGAGAGCUGCUGGCCCACGCAACAGGAUUGGUUUUCCUUUAAUCGCUCUAUCCAAGGGAAUCUUGUCGCAGUCCGACCCGUUGCGGAUGUCUGCUACCGAGCAGAAUUCGACAAGGAAGCAUGCCAGAAAAUCACUGCGUCAUGGUCAUAUCCCCGGCUGAGCCUGGUGCGGUACAAUGGGAGAAUUGGGAAGCUUGGCCGGAACGGGAUGAGAGGUGCUAUAAUGAGACUUCGAACACAACAUGCAGCCAGGGAAGCGUCUCACUAUACUCGGCAAAGUCGAGACUGUAUCUCAAAUCCAGGACACAAUUCAUUUGCCGAAGCCCAUAACAUACGACUUGUGAUUAGGAACUCAGGCCACGACUUCCUAGGCCGCUCCUUGGCUCCUGAAUCUCUACAGAUCUUUACCGGAACAUUUCAAAAUAGCAGCGGCGAAGGCCCCGCUGUCACCGUCGCGGCGGGUGUGAGCGUUUCGGCUUUGUACGAUGCAGUCUCGGAGCAAAAGCAAACAGUCAUCGCAGGAGCCGCGAGAACUAUCGGAGUUGCUAGUGGCUGUAUCCAAGGAGGAGGGCAUUUCGUUUUUGGACCGUGGAAAGGGCUGGCCGCGGACAACGCUCUUGAGUUCGAAGCGGUGUUAGCCAACGGAAUACUUCUUUAUGCCAAUGAAUACCAGAAUUAUGACUUAUUCUGGGCCCUGCGAGGUGGAGGUGGAGGCACUUUUGGCGUCGUUGUCAGUGUCACAGUCCACACGUUUCCUGAAGUUCCAGUCGUGGUAACCAAUCUCAAUAUCACCACUGCGCUCGGUAGUUCCCCAAAUUUCUGGGAUGCACUUGCUGGGUUUCAUCGAGCUCUACCUUGGUUUAAUGACGCUAACAGCGGCGGUUAUUACCUCGACUGGCCAAAGUACUCCCGUAAUGCGACUACGGAUAUCUCCAUGAUAUCUGUCUUCUUGGUGUUUGCCAGCACAUCAGACACUGUCAAGGCCGACCGAGUAUAUUCGUCCUUGAUUUCAAAAUUGAAUCAGGUUCCGGGUAUCACCACUCAAUACAAGUCUUUCGUAUCCCCAGGCAUCAACUCCACCAUGCCGGCCGUUCUAUCACAAUCAAUUGGCACGGGUGGUAUCGGUCUUAUGAUGUCACGUUUAUUUUCUAAGGACCUCUUGAUCUCUGGAAAUAGCCCUGAAGGCUUGACGAGGGCAUUACGCAACCUCAGAUAUUCUUCCGAUGAGCCAAUUACAGGAGUUGUGGUCGCAGGUGGCACCGCCGCAAGCACAUUCACGCCCGCAUCCCAAUCAUCACCAAAAAAAGCUAGCAAAAUAUCUGGCGACUCUUGCGCGGUGAUAACAAGCCGUCGAAUAUAUAGUCUCAAGCCAACGAACGGUGGUGGUGAUGUAACACAUGGGCCCAGCGAGAUGUCGUCGACGUGA
Molecule: messenger RNA, 1551 nt
Organism: Penicillium waksmanii
Lineage: Eukaryota; Fungi; Ascomycota; Eurotiomycetes; Eurotiales; Aspergillaceae
Exons: 4
Coding region: 1-1551 (516 amino acids)
Molecular function (GO): FAD binding
Source: RefSeq, a predicted model, not a curated record